Microcebus murinus (gray mouse lemur) is the source of this 1413-nucleotide messenger RNA. It is a transcript of the gene ACOT7, whose product is annotated as acyl-CoA thioesterase 7. Gene Ontology annotation, cellular component: cytosol; cytoplasm. Gene Ontology annotation, molecular function: long-chain fatty acyl-CoA hydrolase activity. Gene Ontology annotation, biological process: fatty acid catabolic process; acyl-CoA metabolic process. The record is from RefSeq and is a predicted model, not a curated record. Lineage: Eukaryota; Metazoa; Chordata; Mammalia; Primates; Cheirogaleidae.
CGCCGCGCGGGAGGGCCGGCAGCCGCGUCCGCCAGGCUCCGCGACUUGGGCCGCACCGGGGCCGGCCGCUGCCUUCGCGGCCCACGGGCCUUCACCGCGCCGGCGCCGCCCAACCGCCGCGGAACCUUCUGGAAACGGCGCCCCUGCGCGACCCACGCCGCCGCCAGCGCAGGACGCCCGCGAGAGACGCCGGCUGCCCUGGCGGCCCCUGGAGCGGGCCGGGGGGCGGGGCCUGCGCGGGGGCGGGGCCCGCGCGGGGAGGCUGCGUUCGAUUCGCCCCCGGCACGCAGGCCCCGCCUCUCCGGCUCCGCGGCUCCGCCUCCGUCCUCCCCCUCCAUGGCGCCGCCCCGGCUCAUUCAUUCCGCGCCGGGCCUGCCGGACACCUGCGCUCUCCCGCUGCCGCCCGCCGUCGCCGCAGCCGCCGCCAGCAUGUCGGUCCCCGCCUCCGAGACGCCGUCCGCCAUCCAGAUCUGCCGGAUCAUGCGGCCAGAUGAUGCCAACGUGGCCGGCAAUGUCCACGGGGGGACCAUCCUGAAAAUGAUUGAGGAGGCAGGAGCCAUCAUCAGCACCCGGCACUGCAACAGCCAGAACGGGGAGCGCUGCGUGGCGGCCCUGGCCCGGGUUGAGCGCACCGACUUCCUGUCACCCAUGUGCAUCGGCGAGGUGGCUCACGUCAGCGCGGAGAUCACCUACACCUCCAAGCACUCUGUGGAAGUCCAGGUCAACGUGAUGUCUGAAAACAUCCUCACAGGUACCAAAAAGCUGACCAAUAAGGCUACCCUGUGGUAUGUGCCCCUAUCGCUGAAGAAUGUGGACAAGGUUCUGGAGGUGCCUCCUGUUGUGUAUUCCCGGCAGGAACAGGAGGAGGAGGGCCGGAAGCGGUAUGAAGCCCAGAAACUGGAGCGUAUGGAGACCAAGUGGAGGAACGGGGACAUCGUCCAGCCCGUCAUGAACCCAGAGCCGAACACCGUCAGCUACAGCCAGUCCAGUUUGAUCCACCUGGUGGGGCCUUCGGACUGUACCCUGCAUGGCUUCGUGCACGGAGGUGUCACCAUGAAGCUCAUGGACGAGGUUGCGGGGAUCGUGGCCGCACGCCACUGCAAGACCAACAUAGUCACGGCUUCCGUGGAUGCCAUCAAUUUUCACGACAAGAUCAGAAAAGGCUGUGUCAUCACCAUCUCUGGACGUAUGACCUUCACGAGCAAUAAAUCCAUGGAAAUCGAGGUCUUGGUGGACGCCGACCCCGUGGUGGACAACUCACAAAAGCGCUACCGGGCCGCCAGUGCCUUCUUCACCUACGUGUCCCUGAGCCAGGAGGGCAAGCCGCUGCCCGUGCCCCAGCUCGUGGUGAGUGUGUGUCUGCGGGGUUGGGGGGGUGCUCUCAGGACUCCAGCAGAGAUGGUACUCGCGUGA